UAACAUGUCACAUUUAUGGGCGGCGAAGGCGGCUCAUAAGAACAAUCAAUCUGCUGCAUUCAUACCCGGAAGUUCUCGUUGGAUUAGUAACGAGCUUCUGCUCCAAUUUUCAAGCAUUCUUGAUGCAGAUGAAGACAAAAACAAUGUCUUUAUAAAGCGUUAUUCUGAGUUGAAUACUUUGAUGGAUGAUGUACUCAAGGGAAACAGCCAUAACUUGUGGAUGUUGAAACAUGAUGAGGAGAAAGAGAAGGAAUACGUCGUUGAAAAAGAUCUCAACCGUGUUAUUCCCGAUAUAAGUUUUGACCUUGGAGAUGAGAAGGAACAUGAUCCAGAGCCGGUUACCCUUGUUGCCAGUGAACAUGUUAGCCCUGUUGUCCCUGACACAAGCUAUGUCAUGCAUCAUCCUGUCACCACUUCUCCUGUGGUUAGAAAAGUUGAAUCCGGUUCUAUUUCCAAAGAGAUACAAAAGGUCAUUCUGCCAG
Spathaspora passalidarum NRRL Y-27907 is the source of this 482-nucleotide messenger RNA. RefSeq lists its product as uncharacterized. The annotation marks the transcript as partial. The transcript has a single exon. The record is from RefSeq and is a predicted model, not a curated record. Lineage: Eukaryota; Fungi; Ascomycota; Pichiomycetes; Serinales; Debaryomycetaceae.